AUGACAAGCCAUUUCACCAGAGAAAGUGCCAUAGAGGAGGUACUCUUGAGCAGUGACUUCUAUUCGUCAAAUAACCCAUUUAACAUUAGAGCGGGGAGUAAUGGACAUGCACACAGCCUUAAGAAUUCUAUAGGAAUCAAGCCAUCGACCUCAUCGACGUCAAUCAGUAAGAGCUUACCAGCUGUUGAAAAGACGGGCUCCAUGAAAAAUUCACCUUCGAUUACAGCAUUAGAACAUAUCUUGAAUGAAAGGAGCAAAGAGAUGCUUCCAUUUCAAUUAUCGAAAGAAGCAAUUCAGGAGGAGGAGGACUCUGGUAAGUGCAUCGACGAAACUUCUUUGAAGGACAUGUUCCAUCAACCACCGCACCCUUACUACGCAUCGGGAUCCGUCGAUACAAAUAGAAAUUCCAACCAGUCUAUACAGACUUUUGAAACAGCUAGGUCCUACAAGUCUAAUGGAAGUGGGAAUAAAAAGUCCAUUUCUACAAUUGGCGAGUCUGAAGUAGGGGUUGCUACUUCGUUGCUAGCUGCCCCAGCGACCAGUGAUCUUCAACCGUCAGAAGAAGGAGUAAGAUCGUCCGUUGAGAAAGAAGGUUCAAAUUUGUCUAGGAAGGAAUUUGAGUUGAAGAAAGAAGCAAAGACUUCGACAGAUUUGGCAGCGCUCAACGUUGAUUCUUUCGAUCAUCACAAUGUGUCGCAAAAUGAUAUAAGCUCUCCAACUAAGCAAGAUUCUAACGAACUAAAGAACAUCGAUCCGCUUAGCUCUCCAUCGAAGACUAACUCAUAUUCGAUGCUUGAAAUAGCAGAAUACAAUAAAAGCAAUUCUGUCCAAGAUGAAGGAAAACCCAAUCCAAAAAUGUCUCGCAAAAGCGUUAUAUCUAGUGCACCUAAAAAUGCUCCGAAUACUGAAGGAACCGUAUUCAGGUCACCUCAUUCUCGUUCUAGGUCUUCUCUUCAUUUUUCUUUCGAUAAGAAUAAAGAACAACCUGCAUUACCUGGUAGUCACAGAAGAAGCAACACGGAAGGAAAUUUAUCGAAGAUUGCAAGUUCGGCUCCUAAUAAGAAGAGAUUUAGCGUCCGAGCUCUAUUUAAAGUCAAGUCAAAAAACCACUCUUUAAGUGAAUCAAUUAAUGAACCGCUGCAGCCUUCAAAGCUUAAAUCAAAGUCUUUUUCAACGUCGAAUCUUUCUGGGGUCUCGGAACCAAAAAAUUCUUCCGCAACAAGUAAUAAAAAUGCAAGGAACGGAAAUACUGAAAGAACUAGUGCUAUGAAUCAUAAACGAAACGUACUUUCCCAAAGUGGUGCAAAUAAACCAGUAAAUGAAAAAAAUGAAGUGGCUACGGACAAUAAAAUGCGUUCCUCAAAGUCUUUAAUGGGCAUUUUUAGGAAAGGGAAGAACCACGAAGACAGCUUUGAAAUGGUUCAGAAAGACACAAAGAAACAAGCACCAGUCGAUGCCAUGGAUAAAAUUAAUGCUAUUUCGGAGCCACUUCACACACCUAAGGAAUCCUAUAUAAGAGAUGGUGCCUCUCCGACUGCUCAAGAUUUCCAUGAAAAGCAACGAUUCAAAUCUGAUACAAAUAUCAAUUAUAUAAGAGAAGUCGAUAUGGAUAAUGUCACUCCAAAAGUGAGUGUUUACGAAUCUGAUGACUCUCCAGAAGAAAAGGUAAGGUAUGCGCCUUCCUACCCAGAGUUAGCAUCUAAGGAUAAUUAUCCAAGCUUGAGACCAAACAAUGGAGUGAUUAUAUCUUCGUUACCCUUGCUGCCAAAACUUGAAAUUGAGAAUGACUUGAUAUCUUUUGGGUCCCCAUUUGAUGCAAAAUAUGAAUCAGAUACACAUCGUACCCCUAAACAGAGUGAAGAAUUGAACGAAGAAACCGUUUUUAGUGAAAAGAAGAACGAUAUCUUUUCUGUUCUCGAUGGCAAUGACCGUGAUUCGUGCCCGACUAAGGUUAAUGAACAAUUGUUAGGAGAAGCUUUAUUCCCAAAAUCGUUGAGCGCUCAAGAAGUCGAGAGCAUUGUGUCAUUGGAAAGGUCACGAUCAGUAAGAUCUGUGAAAUCCCAUAAACGUAAUUCAUUUGUAAACUUCGAAGGAAAUAGUGAAUAUGUUCAAUACGAGGGAGACGCUCAUAAGCAAAGCCCAUCAACAGGUUUAACAAGAUCUACCAGCAUUCUCAAAAAUUCUAAUUCAAAGAAGAGCCUUAAUGUGAAUGAUUAUGAACAACCAAUAACGUCAAUCGAUGACACCAUGGAUAUUUUUGCGGAUUUGGAAGAAUAUACAAACUACAUUGAUUUUGAUAAUCUAAAUUUCUCAACGUCUCCCGUUCAAACACCCGAUGGACAUUCUCAAAUUGCUAGUCAGGUUCCCGAAAUAUCGUCUGAUGAACCACUAAUCGCACUUUAUGAUCAGUCAGCUCCUUUCAUUGCUGAUCAUUUGUCACUUUCAGCAUCUAAAGAUGCCACCAAACAGAUUGGCAGUUCACUUUCGCCAAUCAUUAUAAGUGAUGAUUCUUCAAUUCAACAUGAUUGGAAGGGAAAUGGCUCUUCAUCCAAUAAGUCUCCCAUUCCUGUAAGUGAUGAAUCUACUAUUUCAAGUGUGAAAGAAUUGAAGCCAGCUGAGAACUUAUCCAUGAAAAGCAUAGAAGACAACCUCGCUCAAGAUAUCAGUAGCUUGACAAUUCAAGGUGAUAGCAGUACUCCUAUUAAAAAUGGUUCGCCAAAUGAUUUUGAAGAUAAUUUAAUUUUGUUCAAUGAAAUUCCUUCAUCUGAAUUGAAUGAAAGUACACCGAUUCAAGUUAUGCACACUUCGCCCCAACAACUUGCUCAAUCUGGUUUGUCUUCUGGAAACUAUAUCGAAGAUGAACUAACACCGUUACAAGCUCUGGUUACGACUUCACCACCGACUGAAGAUACGCCUCCUUCGGUUUUAUCAUCCUCAUCUAAUUUUACGGAAAAGACAAGAAGGAUGUCCACCCAUGAAGGCGAUAUCAGAAAAGAAUCUAACCAUCCUUCGGCUUCUGUCAUUGAUGCAUCUCCGAUUUUGGAAUCGGCUUACAAAUUGUCUGUUGCAUCAAAUUCACCUGUUUUGAAUGAAGAUGGAAGAAAUGCUUACAACAAUCGACCUAUCUCGAUGUCUUUCAGAGGCCUAAAAGGUCCUUCUUUUGGCAAUAAAUUGUCUCAGCAUAAUUUGAGAAGUAGUGAUAGUCAUCAAUCUUUCAAUAUUUCAUUCGGAGAUGAAGAUUCUGAUCUUGCCGGUAGCGAAGUUGGUGCUGGAUUCGGUUCUUCGGAUGACGAAGAUAAUAUCUGUUCAGAUGAAGAAAUACUGGCUACGAAUGGAAGUCUUAAUGAUAAAGAGAACCAGUACAAUAAUCCCCUGUCCAAGAAAGAAAGGAGAGGUUCUUUAAACCGAAAUAUAUCAAACGUAUCAUCCGUGAUCACACCACCUUCGGUUCCUUUCAAGCACAACAGAAUUCCAUCGAUUUCUUCUAACUCAUCUGUUUCAAGUCCAAGGUCAUUCAGUUCAAUGAUAUCAAGAAGAGUCAAGAGAUCGCCACAAGUGCAUUCGAUGCUGAAUAUGACAAAAGUCUCGAAGAGACAACCCAAGGGAGUAAAAUUCUCCUCAAGAAUUAUCCUUUACGAUACCUACGAUGAUGAGGAAUAUGAUAGGCACCCUGAUGCAGCCACUUGUAACCAAUUGACCCCUUUGUUGGCUCAACAAAUCAAAGAAGAAUUGAAUAGUGUAAAAAGUGAAAUGGAAGUACACCAAGAUUCGAGGUGUUUCACCCACUUCUUUUAA
This is a messenger RNA of Priceomyces carsonii, 3795 nucleotides long. RefSeq names its product Bni4p (gene BNI4). The transcript has a single exon. Gene Ontology annotation, biological process: actin cytoskeleton organization. The coding region runs from base 1 to 3795 and encodes 1264 amino acids. The record is from RefSeq and is a predicted model, not a curated record. NCBI's taxonomy places the organism in Eukaryota, Fungi, Ascomycota, Pichiomycetes, Serinales, Debaryomycetaceae. Gene Ontology annotation, molecular function: actin binding.